GUCGGGAAUCGGAGACCUCUUGGCCGCACGUAGAUGUCGGCCGGCGUUCGUUUGAGUUCCUCCUUCCUCGCUGAGUACCCCGAAAGCUGUCUCACUCUCCAUUGAAUAAGGACGCAGUGGCUGAAAUCAUGGAUCAGUCGAGGAACAGGCCGAGCAGGCCACGUCUACGUUCGCACGGCAAUUCGGCUAGGGUGCUUGUGUUUGAAAACGAAACGGAGGAGACUGCUGCCUGCAAUGUGGAAACGGAAGCACAGAAACGUCCGAGCCUGCCCAAAGUGGAGAGCAAGGAAGCUCCAGUCCGACCUGUGAGCGGGGAGUUGUCGAAUCUAGUUCGUAUGAGAAAUUCUGCAAUUGGAAAGUCAGCACCCUCUUUAUCGGUUCAUGUGCGUGACUUCAACAUUCCUCGUCGUGCCGCUAAAGCGGUUCAUCGCAAAUCCUUCAUCGCCACCACGUCGCCCACUUUACCACGUUGCCAUUCACCAUUGUCAGCAUUCGUCCCGAUCGUAGGCAGUCCCCUAGAGAGUCCUAGGAUGUCAUCCAGUCCACACUUUGCUUUUGCUCCAAUUAAAAGGAUCGGCGGAAGCGCUACAGGAACUGGCGACGGCAGGAGAUGGUCAGUCGCCAGUCUACCGUCCAGCGGUUAUGGAACAACGCCUGGUUCCAGUAACGUAUCGUCACAAUACUCGAGCCAAGAACGUUUGCAUCAACUGCCAAAUGUUCCCACCAAGGACGAGCUGCGUAUGUUAUCUUGCCACUUUUCCAAGCCUGGGACACCAUGCUCCUCGCAUCCGGGCUUUCCAGGCUCUAGUAUAUCUAGUAUUCCGGGUAGCGUGUCGCUCAGUCUCGAAGAGGAGGGCCGUCGAUCGCCGUUGCAUCGUCCACGCUCGCACAGCUUGAGCAGCCCGAGCCGAUCACCUGUCCUGGACAGCGAGAUUGUCAUGAUGAAUACCUUGUACAAGGAGAGGUUUCCGAAGGCGACGCAACAAAUGGAGGAGCGGCUGACUAAUUUCAUCAAUGAGAACAAGGAGAUAGACGAGUACGAGGUGGUGGCGCACAUGACGCAGGAUUCAUUGCCAAUUUUACGCUUUGUUCAUCAUCAAGUAAUCGAAAUGGCCAGAGACUGCUUACAAAAAUCUCAGGAAAAAUUAAUUACAACGAGAUACUUUUACGAGAUGAGUGAGAACUUGGAACAUCUAUUGAUGGAGACGAAAGAUAAAUCCUUAGAAGCCGCAACGAGACUGACAGGGCUGAUAAGGAAACUUUUGCUAGUUAUAUCGCGCCCGGCCCGUCUAUUAGAGUGCUUGGAAUUUGAUCCCGAGGAAUUCUAUCAUUUACUCGAGCAAGCGGAAGGCCAGGCCAAGAUUAACGCUGGAAUAAAAACGGAUAUUCCGCAAUAUAUCAUCACGAAACUCUCUUUGAGUAGAGAUCCCAUAUCUGAGUUGCAGGAGGACUUGAAUAAAUUGGAAGACUCGGCGAGCUCGAGCGACAGCAAUUUGCAACUGACAUCGAGUCCAAAUAAAGACGACGACAAAAGUCAGCGGAUUCCGUGUGAGAACGACUACGAGGUACUGAAGCUUAUCAGCAACGGCGCCUACGGUGCGGUGUAUUUGGUGAAGGAGAAGACCACUCGGCAAAGAUUCGCCAUGAAGAAAAUCAAUAAGAAUAACUUAAUGCUGCGAAAUCAAGUAGAGCAGGUGUUUGCUGAAAGGGAUAUAAUGAGCUUCACAGAUAAUCCAUUUGUAGUUUCUAUGUAUUGUAGUUUUGAAACCAAGAAACAUUUAUGCCUAGUAAUGGAAUACGUGGAAGGGGGUGAUUGCGCAAAUCUUUUGAAAAAUAUCGGCCCACUGCCACCAGACAUGGCAAGAUUUUAUUUCGCUGAAACUGUCCUGGCUGUUGAAUAUUUACACAGUUACGGCAUCGUGCAUCGGGAUUUGAAGCCUGACAAUUUACUCAUCACUGCCCUGGGACACAUCAAGCUUACUGACUUCGGCCUGAGUAAAAUGGGUCUAAUGUCCUUGGCGACAAACCUUUACGAGGGAUACAUCGACCGAGACACGCGACAGUUCUCGGACAAGCAAGUAUUCGGCACACCGGAAUACAUUGCUCCGGAGGUCAUAUUACGUCAGGGUUACGGUAAACCAGUCGACUGGUGGUCCAUGGGCAUUAUAUUGUACGAAUUUCUGAUCGGUUGUGUUCCGUUCUUCGGUGAGACGCCCGAGGAACUAUUUGCUCACACAGUGAACGACGACAUCGAAUGGCCGGGCGAGGAUGACUGGCCCGUUCAACCGGAGGCUAAGGAUAUCAUAACAGUCCUCCUGCAUCAGAGCCCUAGGGAGCGUUUGGGGACCGGCGGGUCGCACGAAGUUAAGGAACAUCCGUAUUUUUAUGGAGUAAACUGGAACAGCCUGCUUAGGCAGAAAGCCGAAUUCGUGCCGCAAUUAGUUAACGACGAAGAUACAAGUUACUUUGACACUCGCAUGGAUAGAUACAACCACGACUUAGGCGACGACACGGACGACACCGACGAUUCCCCCUUGUUCGGCUCGUUCUCGUCGUACUCGCCCCAAUCGCGCAAAAUCUCGCAAACGCGGCCGCCUCAGCUGAAUCCCGACGCGGACUCGGACGCCACGAAGAAGCAGUUGUUCCGCUACGAACUGGAGCGUACGGUCGCUCAGUUGUCACUCGGCUCUAACGCGUCGUCCGUCACGCCGCCGUCCAAGCUGGCCGACGAGAAGCACCACCGAUCGUCGUUCCCGUCGUCGUCGUCGAUGAAGAACAGUUCCUGCGCCGAUAACAGAACCGACCGGUCGAACACGUCGGCCACGUCGACCGUGGUCUCGAGCAACGAGUCGCAGCUGGCGGUGGUGAAGAACGCUCAGAUGGAGGGAAUGUCGAUCAACCUGAGUACACCAGAUUCCUCGCAAACCGAGUCCGAGGACAUUAGCCCGCAGAUCCAGAGGAAGCGGCACACCCACUCCCGUGACAAGCUGCCCAGGUUCAGUAUAUCCGUUGACGAUGAACACAUGUUGGACUUAGCCGCGGCGAACAAGGACGCGGCGGAGGAGAGCAAGCACAACUCCAGCACCGACUCCUUCGAGUCCUUCAGCGCGAUACCCAUGUUACCGUCCGCCAGACAGAAGUCCCGAUCCGUCAUCAAAUCCGCGUCUACAAGCGGAUUGUCGCUGGUCAUCCCGACCAGCGACUUCUCUUAUGACGCGUCGAUAAAUGCUCAACCCAUCGAGUCACCUGGUGGCUCUUCGACCGCGUCCUCGAGAGACACUUCUCCCUGCCGCGAGCUGAGCCCCCUGGUGACCAGUCUGAAACCGCCCAUCAUCAUCCGACGUGGACCAUGCGGCUUCGGCUUCACCGUGCACACCAUUAGAGUUUACUACGGCGACAGUGACUUAUACACCAUGCAUCAUCUGGUGAUGGCGGUCAAUCAGUCCAGCCCAGCGUUCGAGGCGGGCCUGAGACCGCGUGACCUGAUAACGCACAUCAACGACGAGCUGGUGCAAGGCCUGAGUCAUACCGAGGUCUUGAAGCUGUUGCUGAGCGGCGGUGACCACGUGACGUUGCGCAGCACACCGUUGGAGAACACCAGCAUCAAGACAGGCGGUAGGAAGCGGGAUCUCGCGCAGAGUAAACUGGCACGCCGGACGUUGCACAAGCAAAGGAAGCAGAAGCGGGAUCACUCGGACAAGAAGCGCAAGACGUCGCUGUUCAAGCGGAUCAGCUCGAAACGCGCGAGCGUGGAGAUGCAGCAGCCAUUAACUAUCAGUUGUCCAUUGUCAGCACCCAUUUUGCCCAGCGACAGCAAACCUCCACUUAUGAUGGCCGCCGGGAUUUGCUCGCCCUCAAUGGUCACGCCUAGUCGAUCGUUCCAGUCGUUCACCCGCUCGCAGGAGACGUCGCCUUACUUCGCAGCAUGCGCGAAAUCUGUUUGUAGCCCGUCCCCGCCGACGAAUCGCGCCAGCUCGGACUCUUAUCACUCGACCGGGAACUCGAGCCCGUGCUCGAGCCCGAAUUCCUCGUCACCGGGCUCCAACACCUCCGUGGGUAACCUGACCGGCAUCUCGAACCAAUCGCACUAUCAGCGGCCGAGCACGCUUCACGGCCUGAAGCACAAGCUGCACACAGCCGCGAAGAACAUCCAUUCGCCGAAUCGCAGGAAGUCCGUGGGCCACAUACCGUUGUCGCCGUUGGCCCGGACCCCGAGCCCGUCGCCGAUCCCCGCCAGUCCGACGAGAAGCCCGAGUCCCUUGGCGUUCCCCACCGGUCAUCAGCCUGGUAGCUCCAACACUACACAGUCCUACAGUCCAGGUGUGUGCUUGUCGACGCCGAACAGCCAGAAGAAAGGGUACGGCCGGCCCAAGUCCGCGGAGCCGGGCUCGCCGUUGCUCCGGCGCGCCCUCAGCCCGGACCGGCUGCACCCGCGCUCGGCGGAGAAUAAAACGUCGAUAUCGCCGUUGGCGAACACUGUGGUGAAGGUGACGCCCCGCGUGACCAUCGCGCAGUCGUCCCACAGCGAGGCGCCGGACGAGGCCAGCGACGGCUUCAAGGAGGCCGGUGACGCGAAGAGCGAGAAGAAAGUGCCAAGCGAGCAGAAAGCGGACUACUCUAAGCUGACCCACGGUAUAUCCAUUAACUUGGGCAACGUGGGUAUGUCGAACUCAUGCGCGGGCACGCAGCUGCCGCGGAUAGCCGAGGAGAAGGAUUCGCCGACCGGCAGCAAGGGUGACGACUACACGUCGAAGGAGAUCAGCGAGAAGAGCGAGAAGCAAUCGACGAGCCAAUCCGGAGACGCGGAGAAGGCUGGCAAGAGCGACGCGCGCUGCGACGGCAAGCCGUCGUCCCAGGGCAGCAAGGCGUCGCAGGUCAGCAAGAAGGAGGAGAGCAGCGUUCAGGCCGCCGCAGGUGUCGUUUCAGCGCAGCAAGCGCACCACCACGCCGCGACUUCGCAGAAGAACGCGGACCAGAGACACGGUCAUGCCGGUGAAAAGCCCACCACGUCGUCGUCGUCGCAUAAGACGCAUGCGUCCGAGCAGAAAGCUUCCGCCAAGGGCAACAUAGAGGCUCACCAGGACGCCAGGAAGCUACUAAAGAAACAUAAGGUCGAGCCCACCGACGCUGCUCACUCGAGCACGCACGAGAGCGCCGCUCCGUUGGGGAAAGACAAGAAAAACAAUUAAUGCCGGCGUGACGAAGAAGAGAGGUAGAGGAAGAGCACCGGCCGGGUAUGCGCAGCGGAGAGUUUUUUUGAUUAGAUACCUGUAUGUGUUAAUCAAACGCGACAUGAGAAGCAAGAGAUCAUCCUUCGCGGUUCAAGAUGGAAGAGGUGUAGAUCGUAAGAUGUAUCCAAUGAUCGUACGAGACACGAGAGACUAAUCAAAAAAGAAGAAGGGAGUGGGAGAGAGCGAGGGAAAAGGCGAGAGAGAGAGAGAGAGAGAGAGAGAGAGAGAGAGAGAGGUGGUAGAUUUUGAAUUUAUAGCUUUAUGAAAUUUCUAUAUUCAAAUCUAUAGGCUUCCGUCAAACAAAUACCUGAAAGCGAUUAAGAUACCUAUAUUUCCGAGAGGUUUUAACUAUUUCCGUAAAAAAAAAAAAAUGGUAAAACGUUUGUCAUGCAAGACGUAACGACCGCAUAAACGAGAACUUUCAAACAGAUAUAACAGGCGAGUUCGGGAGAUACGUUAUUUUGAUUGUGUCUACACAAACGCAAAUAUUCGUAAAGUUACUAACUCGAAAUCCACACACGGAAACGGCAUACAUAGUCGUUACCCCCAGCAAGUGAGACGCGAUUCAAGUGAAGUGUGAAGUUAUGCUUCGGGCUACAGUAUUUACACGAUCUCAUUUACAUUUAUAUCUAAUAUUAGUGCACACAUACGCUCACACAUACACACAAGAGGAACUCUCUCACACAUACUCAUUCAUGUUCACAUAUAUAAAUAUAUAGUCGAUAUAGUAUUCGAUAUGGCUCGUAUAUAUUAUCUCGCGUACGGUUUAAUUUUAUAGGGUGUUUACUUUUUCCCGGUGAGGGGGAGGAGGAGAGAAGAAUAUACGAAGGUAUUUUUUUGCGAUAAUUUGUACACAAGAUGAUUCCGUUGUCGUGAGAUAAUCGAAAUUACAAAGAGAGAAAGAGCAAUGAGAUAUAUACGCCGUGUCACGGGGAGAGAUGCAAUCAGUGUUUGCACAUUCGCAUAACUCAGGUAUCUCGUCGCGUGUAACUGCUUAACGACGUUACAUCAUAUAGGUCAAUUAGGGGUAAACAGGUACUUGUUCAUUAGCACAGCAGAAUCAAACACUUAUCGCCGCGCGGAAGCAUCUUGCAUAAUUCAGACGGUAGAGAGAGAGAGAGAGAGAGAGAGAGAGAGAGAGAGAGAGAGAGAGAGANUAUAUGGAAGGUUGAAGCUCGGUACGCCGCAAUGCAUUGAAGUUUUAGUAUUAUACAUAUAUAUACAUAUAUAUGUAUCAUUAGUUUCACUUUGUUAAUUUAUUGUAUAUAGAUAUAUGAUAUUGUAUAAUAACGUCAACGAGAGUCGAGAGAAUGCUUUCAGAGAAUAUAUUAGUGUUUCGUUACAUCUUUUUGUGUUGUACUUGAUCGAAUUUGAAUUCACUAUCGCGCUCACUAUCGCGCGUCAACGAAUAAAGCAAAUCGAAGAAAACAAAAGAAAACUGAGAGUUAAACAGAAAGUAACUUUUUUGCUUCAGCACCGAAGAGUGAGCUUCGUCUCUGCCAUAGGUACAAUUCGUUCGCAUCGUGAGCGAUACUCGAUAUUUCGUCGCAACUCUGUCAGCACGAUGAUGAUCAGAAUAAGCUGAGAAUUGAUCAGUUCGUUCGUCGAAUCAUGAACUACAUUUGUGCUCGUUUCUACCAUCGUGGUUUAAAUCCAAUCGACGGUUAACCCGAAGGAAUUGGCCAAUCGCCUACUGAUCGGUCAACCAAUUGGCCAAUGCCAGAUUGGUCGACUGAUUGGCGAAUUCCGUUGAGUUAGAAUCGUCGAUUAGAUUUCGAAAUCGUGAUGGUGGAAACGGGCAUUACACGGCAAUGUUAAUCCAAAUUAACUUAAGUCUGCAAAAGGUGUGGUAAGCUUUGAGCUGUAAGAAAUUGACCAAUUACAAACGAGUUAUAAAGGCAUAAUCAAUUGUGAUUGGUCAAUUUCUUAAGGCUUAAGGCUUAAAAUACUAUUGUAGAUCGGAGCUUAGUAAACCGUGGUUAGUGAACCCUUGUGUUUGAUUGGGGCAUACUUUUAGACUCAAAAGAAUACACCAAUGGGACGUAAGAGAGCUCAUUAACUACAGUUAUCACUAAACCGGCUUAACGUCGCCGUGUAACAGAAACUCGAUGGUACUCGUACGUGCUGACAUUUGUAAAAUUGCCGUAUAUUUGUCGAACUCAACAUUAGUGGAGCUGUUUAUUAAUAAAUCAACCGUCGCUGACAAAAUCGUGAGUUCUAUUCGGUCGAUAGAAUCGCGGAAUUAGCGGCCAUCAGCACAGCGAAAAGUGCUAUUAGCUGUCCAUAUGAUAUAGCGGUGAUUCAAUUUUUAGCUGUAGGAGCUAAAAACUAGAUAUAAGGGCGAAAAUAAUUUGCUUUGAAUUAACGAAAUUUCGGUUGUGUCGUAUGGACAGCUGAUUUUUACCUGUGGGGUGCUAGUGUUUUUAACUGUGGGAGCUACUUCUUCUUUUUUCCCCGUGAGCGAGACGCAAAGGUGCGUCGCACAGACUCUAUUCGUUAAUAGAGAGACGCGUAUCGUGCCGAUCGACACAAGUCUGCGCAGCCUGUCGUCGCAGAAUUCGGAAAUCGGUACAGCGCAUCUCGGCAACAGUGUGUGGCGCCGGUUUUCUCUGUUUAACUAUAUGUAGCCUCCUGCUUUCUUUUAUUUUUUCACAGUCCGUCCGAUUAUACAAAUGUUAGCGCGUACCACGACGUAAUCACUGCUCAUAGCGAUAAAGUCUACUCUAAAUGUCCACGUUGCUCAUUAGUUCAAUAAAACGACACGUUCAGCGUGCGAUAAAGUUAAGCUUCUAGACGUAAGGACUAGUUAUUGUACGUAAGAAGAAGAAGAAGAAGAAGAAAUCGCGCGGUGUCGAAGCGGCAGCUUGAAGCACGCUUGCACCGUCGGAACGUCCUGCGGUCCCGCGUUUUUUUAUCGUAGUUUCUCUCCGCGGGAUCUUUUUCUAAUGGAGGAGGCUUCAUCGGGCCUGUUUUCAGGCUCUCUCUGAAUUUCAUUCCAACGUAUCGAAAACGUUCUAUCGUAGAAGAAUUAUUGAAAUCGGAUGAUUUUAGCCGAAACGAAAGUAUUUCGACGCCUUCCUCCCCUAAUUAACCGAGUAAUUCCGAUUAAUCCCAAUUUUUAUCAUUAACGCUCUUUAUGUCGUCUACAUUCUCACACCUCCCUAUAUUUGUAUGUGUGCGCGUGUGUGUGUAUAUAUAAUAACAUUACGCUUAAAUACUUUUAUUAUCAAGAUUCUUGUACUACAAAUGUACCCACAAAAAGCAUAUUCUGUAUAUUCUCAAAAUACGUUGAUCGCCAUCUGACGCGCGCGCACACACAACACACACACACACACGCACAAAUAUAAAAGAAAUAAUACAUAGGUGACAUAUAAAAGCAUUAAUUGGAGUUAUAAGAUAAACAGACGUCGAAAUAUAUCGAUUUGGGCUAAAAUUGCCGGAUUCAAUGGAGCUUACGACAAUAGAACGUUUUCGGUAUUCUAAAAUCAAAUUCAGAGGAAACCGGGAACCGGCUUUGUGGACCCUCCCUCCUCCCACCGCGCAUAUCGUCGACUUCGGUACCGCGCACGCGCGCUUGUGCACUCGAGUUUCGUACUUCAAACCGGGUUCGAACAAUAAUCUCCGGUUCUUCCCGAACGAAGAAUCCGCGAGAUCCCGCGAUUUCUCACCCGCUCGAACACGCGCGACAGAUUGAACGCGUCGUCGUCCGAGAAAUCUCUAUCGCUUCACCACCGCGUGGAGCCACGCUAAUCGAACUGAUGUAUCGAGCGACUCGUUAUCGAGGAGGCGAUGCUGCUUCAGUGAACACCGAGCAUCGAGCUCGGCGAAUUGACACUCGCAGCUCUUCGUCUCGUCGUGUUUGUACAUUUUCUUUUUUGCGCAUUGUGUAUGUUGUUGAAUCGCUGAUAUUAUUGACGUCCGUUUUUAGUCUUAAGUGAAAAUCGUUACUGCGUUAAGCUCUCGCGUCUAAGAUGCGGCUAAGUUUCCUGAAAACGUCGCGAGCCAUACACUUUAUUUAUUAUUACGGCGAGGUGGGGCGAACGAAACGGAGGUGUUCUUUUUUUUCUCUCCCUUUCUUCUUCGGCCUUCCUUUGCCGGCUGGCGGUGAUAUUUUCGAUGGAAAAUUUCAAGCCUCAAUUCGUCGUCGAUCAACUCAUUUCCAUUGUUGUUAAAUUAUGUUGAAAAACGGCUUUAGCUUCCCCGUUGUGAUGUAUGAGAGAGAGAGAGAGAGAGAGAGAGAGAGAGAGAGAGAGAGAGAGAACGAGUUCUCUCGGGGGUUUUUCGGUCUAGUAUCGCGACCCGAGUAGCUCGAGUGACGUCUCAGUGGCGUCUCUCUAACGUCAUUGAGACGUCAUUGAGACGCCACUUGACGUCACCUCGUUACUCGGGGAGCGAAAAGAAAAAAAAAUGAGAAACAGAGGAAAAAUACGUAGAUAUACCUAACAAAAUAUAACAAAAAUCGCACUCCAUCGUAUCGUAGCGCGAUUUUCUCGAAGGGACGACACGAACGUUGUAAUCAGGAAGUCCUAAGAUUUCGAAGGAACGCUGGGUGUUCCCGCGUAUCAAGUCUCGCAUAAUGAUAUGGAAUAAUUAAUGUUAUUCGUAGACUAUGUCGUAACAACGCGCGUGUAUGAGUUGUACAUUAUUAUUAUUAUUGUAUCGUAGACGAGACCAUUAUUUGUUAUUUUUUUUCGAAUUCAUAGAGAGAGAGAGAGAGAGAGAGAGCUGUUUCCGUUGUCAUGUUAGAUACGUAAGCUACAUCACACACACACACACACGCACACGCGCACACACACACACACACACACACACACACACACACUGAUAUCGGCAACGACAGACUCUCGGUAUAACGGCGAGCCGUAAGAAUGAGAGAACCCCCGAAAUGAUAAUCGAAUCUCCAGCGGGUCGGAAAUGAAUAUGUUUUUCACACUCUAUCGCGAGGAGGCUACACGUGCGAGAUGAGCAGCCGAAGUGACGUUUAUGCCGAGACUGUCGUUUCGCCGAGUUAGGGUGAAGGAUACGGCUCCGACUUUUAGUAUUGUACGCGAAUUUGUUCUCGCAAGAGCCAAUUGUGUAGACAUUAAGAGCGCACCUGGAGCGCGUGUCAUCGUCGUAAUCGUCGUGGGCGACACGUCGAGUCAGUGCGUGAGGGCGAAUUCGAAUCGUGUGUGCUUGUUUGUGCGUGAGACUUCCCUCGGACGUUGAAUGAGUUCGAGUGGACGCGCGGGAAACGAGGGAGACGCGUGUUCCGCAUAGUUUUGUUGUUGAGAGUUUGAAGAAUUCGGUUCAAGAAUGAGAUAAGUCCAUGAUUGGUCUGUUGGGGGGGGGGGGGCAAAGAGAAAUCCAUUUUAGAUGUGAUUUUGAGCCUGGACGAAAUGGACGAAUUGGGUACUAACAAUAAUUGUGUACUUAUUUUCAUUCUCGCAUUGAAGCUUCCGAUAUAUCGUUUCGUUACCCUUUACCGUCGGUUGUGAUUUUAUAGCUGGAGAAAAAGAAGAAGAAGAGCGAGCGAACGAAUGAACGAGUGAACGAACGAGCGAGCGAGUGGCGAGCGUGUUGCUAUAUCUGUAAAAGCUGUUACCUUCUUUUCUUUCUUUUCUCUUCCCUUUCUUCUGGUCACACGCAGCGCAGGUUUCCCCCGAACGUCCGAAUAUUCGGCCUCCCCGAGUCGCAGCGCGCAUUCGGCAGCUUGGAACGAAGCGUCGGCGUCACGUGUGCGUACUUUCCUCUGUAUCCACUACGAAUGCAAACGAGAUUGUACUUGAGUGUGAUUGUAACAAGAUUCGGAUUUGUAUAAAUGCCAAUGAUAUGCCUCGA
Molecule: messenger RNA, 11051 nt
Organism: Dinoponera quadriceps
Lineage: Eukaryota; Metazoa; Arthropoda; Insecta; Hymenoptera; Formicidae
Gene: dop
Product: microtubule-associated serine/threonine-protein kinase 3
Exons: 22
Coding region: 129-5189 (1686 amino acids)
Biological process (GO): intracellular signal transduction; peptidyl-serine phosphorylation
Molecular function (GO): protein binding; protein serine/threonine kinase activity; ATP binding
Source: RefSeq, a predicted model, not a curated record